AUGUUAAUUGGUGUCUCAUGUUUCGAUCGAACUGAUACUCUAACUAAAAAAUAUUCAAAAAAAAGAAGAAGAAGAACUCGCCACACAACUAGAAGUAUAUCUUCCUCUUCCUUAACCUUAGAAGAAGGUUACAUGAAUGUCAGAAUAAGCCCAUAUACAUGGAUACUUUCAACAUAUUAUCAAGAUAGGAUAAUAACUUCUGUGGAUGAUACUGGUGGUGUUAUACGAUUUCUUGCUGAUGAAAGUUCAACUGAUGUUGAUGUGGUAAUAGUUCAUGUGCUUGGAAUUUCCAAAACUACAAUUGAAGGCAAAUAUUUAGUUGAUAAUUCUUAUAAAACAAAUGCACAAAUUAAACCUGCAGAAGAUUUCUUAUUUCCAAUGGUAAUUGCCAGCGAGAUUGGUUCCGCAGAAGGAUCCAAUCCAAAUUUACAAUUAUAUCAUAGAAGUAUUGAAAAAAAUUAUUUUAUGGCAGAAAAUUAUAGAUUUGAUUUAUUAGAGAUGUAUAGUCUAAAAACCGGUGAACAUUACAAAACUUUUCAUAUUCGUGAAGAAGCAACAGAACAGCUGGCAGCUAAUGGUAACUCAAUUUUUGAAAUUUCCAAGAAUGAUGUAUUGUUAGCAUUUUGCAGAGGAACAAACAUUGUUUCAAUAUAUUUGAUGGAAAAUACUUUGGAAAUUUCAACAAAACUAUUCUCUAAUCUUUAUAGAAUAAAUUCAAUUGAUUUUGUUCAUAAUGAUGAAAAAUUAUUGUUAAUCGGUGAAGAAGAAAAGGUUAAAGAUGACGGUUCAACAGAAUUAGUAGCUGUUAUUUUGAUUUGGGAUCUUUAUAGUGAAUGCGAUGAUUCAGUUAAAAUAAUUAAAGAUACUCAAAAUAUAAUUCGAAAGUGUACAAACGUUUCUACGAAAUUUGUUGAUCAUUAUCAUAGAUUUUCUAGUUCCAAUGGAUUUAUUGUUGGUGUGGAUGAAGAAAACGGAGAUGUGUUUUCGAUUGUUGAUCAUCCAGAUCUUGCAGAUUAUUUGAAUCCUUCAGUACCGUCAUCUGAACUAGUUACAUUGGUGCUUCCAUAUCAAGAAGUUUCAUCACCAUUAGCUCAAAUUUAUCAUUACAUUUACACGCAGGAUGGUAGAUAUUUUGAUGCUAAGCAAGAACCAAAACAAGUUAUUGUUAUUAGUAACGCGGAACCUUGGGUUCGUUACAAACAACAUUCUCGCAUUUCGGCCUAUCUUAAUAAUGAUAAGAAACUACAAGUAAUUAUGGGAUUAACCACAAUUCAAGUGUGGCGAAAAAAUGAUUAUUCUAAAUACAAACGAAGACUUGAGUAUAUUUGGAUUAGUCCUCAUGGUGAAAAAUUCGAUGUUCAAAGAUUGCUAAUUGGUAAUGGAGAAUUUUUUGUUGAGUUGUUACUUCCUGAAUCUAAACAAAAAAUUGAAAUUCAUUGGCCACAUAAAUGUUCUAC
Molecule: messenger RNA, 1457 nt
Organism: Racocetra fulgida
Lineage: Eukaryota; Fungi; Glomeromycota; Glomeromycetes; Diversisporales; Gigasporaceae
Source: the annotation of a GenBank genome assembly